ACUUUAAGGACAUAAACUAGGAAGUGCAGCGUUUUUAUGGCGUCGACAAAGGUAGGCGAGGCUGUGUUUGCCCUUCUAUCAUUGAACAUUUACGAGCUAUAAAAUAUGUUAGCCUUUGUUGUAUUGUUCUUAUCAACAAAGACGAGACUACUCGUUAACGACUUCUGUGAAACUCCAUGUGAUUAUUGCAUUUUCGUUGUCGUAUGUUGCACCAAAGAUACUGGAGAUAAUGACGAGAUGCGUGUGUCUCCGCCCUAACAAUGGGGAUUCGUUGUCAACAGAGCACAACGGCGAGGUCCCCCCUAUUGCUUUCUUUAGAUAGGUGGAUACAUCUAGUUUUUUGAAUAUUCUUUGAGGAGUGUUAACGUCCAACGCCUAUAGACCGUCUUGAAUUUCAACAGGGACAGCUCUAGUAUAAAGUGAUUUUCUCAAAGUUGCCGGGAUGUCAGUGCAUCACACGUAUACCAGUACACUCGUAAUAACCUAAGCAUUACCAAACUUCUAUUAUAUCAAAUAAGCCGCACGUAUUACAAUAGCAUUUUUUUAAAAAUUAUCUUGACCUGCUUAACGUGGACAGAUUUUGGGCAGAGUACACCCUCUUGCAUUGCCUCUCCCCAUCUGGUUGCACUUGCAUUCAGUAGCAUCUAUGAAUCACACGAAUACAUAGGAUUGACGUCAAACGGAAGAACCAAGGACAGGAUGGUUCCAGGGGCUAUUCAUUAGCUGAUUCUGUUGCAAAACGUUUCUUUAACGGAAGCAAAAGGAACGAAACGGGGAGGGACCUAUCUGAAUUUGUCCAAUAGAAACUCGUGGUUGGACUAAUGACUACACCCCUGAUGUUCUGAGAUUCUAUCUGGUGUUUACAAAACAAUUUCUGCUGUGAGAUUAUGAUAUCCUGACUUGUUUAAAGGUGCUACUUGGUCAAUCUGAUGUUUGCAUUGGCCGUGCAGCAUUUACGGCGAUACGCCUCUGCAGAAGUCAGGGCAUUUAUACUUAUUGCACUUUGUCAAGCAGCGCAGAUCUGUUGUAAAGGCAGUUGCCAAGGAAUGAGUUUGUGUUUAUACAGGACCUCCCAACCCUACCUACCGUGACCCAAUCAUGUCAAUGCGGAGAAGCUAAAUGGAGCCAUCCACAUCGUUACAACAUUUGGGAGACGCCAUCCAUUUGCUUCACACCAUCCAUAUGGAGCAUCUGACCGCAUAAAUCGGCUUUUAGACAAAGCGAUUUUAACGAAUUCAAAUGAAGAAGCACUCCAGUCAACAAGAUGAAGAGCAAACCUGGGAAAAAGCAACACAACAAAACUAAGAUGUCUAAACAACAUCGAGACCCCAUCAAAACAGAUGAUUUUGACUGCAAUAGAGAAGAACCAGACAUUAGUCAAGCACCCUACAUUACUAAAGGGGUUUGCAUCAGCUCCAUCCAAAUCAAAGAGGAACCAACAGACUUUGAACAGCAGGUAAUGGGAGAGGAACAAAACCGUUCAGUUCCUUCCUUCCAGAAGAAGCACAUCAAACAUCAAAAUACAUCCAAUCCAAUGACCGGGUGUAGCCAGAUAUCAAGGAGUCCUAUGGUGAUGCUAACAAGAUUGUCUAAUGUGGUGGUUAAGACUCUUCUGCGAGACACUAAAGUGUGUUUGGUGAAGGAGGAAAACCCAGAUGAGCCCGAUGGCGUCUCUACUUCUCAGUUCUUUCCUUGUCCAAACUGCACCAUCUCCUUCACUGACUGUUACUUCCUGGAGAAUCACAUCAAGACCAAACACCCGAAGCAGUACCUGGCCAUGCUGAAAAGCCACGUCUCAAAGAGUAAAACCGUGUAUGCCCCCACACAAAGCUGUCCCCACUGUAGCUGCAUGUUCCAUACCUCACGGCAGCUACACGUCCACACCCGUCAGGCCCACCCCUCUGCCCCGCUAAGGAAACUCCACCCCUGCCCCUAUUGUGCCCGCAGCUUCCAGUACAUAGCCAGACUGCAUACUCACUGCAAGGUUUGGCACAAAAUGUCUGUCGCUUUCACCGAUGGGUACCUCAGUUGCGCUGACUGUGGAAAGAGCUUCAAGAAUUGCUGGGGACUGGGGCCUCACCAGUGUCACAAGCCUGAGGACACUAAGCUUGAGAAUGGCCCUGUCUGUCUGAACAUUGGCAUGCCAUGCUCAGAGUGUGGCAAAAGCUGCUCUAGUCCUCGGAAUCUGCGCAUUCACAUGCGCACACACACCGGCGAGAAGCCUUACGUCUGUAAGGAGUGUGGCAAGAGCUUCUCAGAAGCCAGCAGUCAUUGCAAACACAUGAUGAUACACUCGGGGGUCAAACCAUUCAAAUGCCAGGAUUGUGGAAAGGAUUUUGCCCGGAUGGGGCGCCUCCGAGUUCACAUGACUAUUCACUCUGGCGAGAAGUCUUUCUCCUGCUCCAAAUGUGACAAACGGUUUGCAUACAAGGACUGUCUGAAGCUUCACCUGCGCACACACUCAGGGGAGAGACCUUUCAAAUGUACUGUGUGUGGUAAAGACUUUGCUUACAGAAAUUAUCUGAAGUUGCAUCUGAAGAUCCACAGCAAUGAAAGGAACUACCAUUGUGGGGUUUGUGGGCUGAAGUUCAUCAACAGUGCAGCAUUGAAAACCCACCAGCGCACACACACUGGGGAGAGGCCUUUCCAUUGCACAGUGUGUGACAAGACAUUUUUCCGACAUGAACACCUGAAGAACCACCAGCGCACUCACACAGGUGAGAAACCAUACACCUGUACCGAGUGCGGUAAAAGCUUCACUCAGUCUGGAGAUCUGACCAAACACAAGCGCAUCCACACUGGGGAGAGGCCAUUUGAAUGUUCUGAAUGCCACCAACGGUUUAUCUGUUCUGCUGAUCUAACCAGACACAUGAGGAUCCACAAUAACUCACGGCCAUAUCCCUGCCAGGAGUGUGACAAGAGAUUCCGCUUGGCCAACCACCUUAAAAUUCACAUGAGGACCCACACUGGGGAGAGACCAUACUCCUGCCCCCGCUGCCAUCGCACCUUCGCUCGCACCCACCACCUCUCUGGUCACCUGCCUAGAUGUCACUGAAUGAUGAAAUUAGAAUGUAUAUAAAUAGUAUUUUACUCUUGUUGUAGUGAUUUAAUAAGGGAACUGUGAUGUACAGAAGAUGGUUUUGUGCCCGACUCUGUUGUGGUAAUGCCAAUAAAGGCCUCUAUAGUCUGUGAGAGAUGGCACACCU
Messenger RNA from Oncorhynchus kisutch (coho salmon), 3206 nucleotides. RefSeq names its product gastrula zinc finger protein XlCGF57.1-like. The transcript has 4 exons. The record is from RefSeq and is a predicted model, not a curated record. Bases 1265 to 3055 code for a protein of 596 amino acids. Gene Ontology annotation, biological process: regulation of transcription by RNA polymerase II. Gene Ontology annotation, cellular component: nucleus. NCBI's taxonomy places the organism in Eukaryota, Metazoa, Chordata, Actinopteri, Salmoniformes, Salmonidae. Gene Ontology annotation, molecular function: DNA-binding transcription factor activity, RNA polymerase II-specific; RNA polymerase II transcription regulatory region sequence-specific DNA binding.